Messenger RNA from Daldinia caldariorum, 2379 nucleotides. Its product is annotated as glycoside hydrolase family 47 protein. The transcript has 2 exons. The record is from RefSeq and is a predicted model, not a curated record. Gene Ontology annotation, biological process: carbohydrate metabolic process; N-glycan processing. Lineage: Eukaryota; Fungi; Ascomycota; Sordariomycetes; Xylariales; Hypoxylaceae. Gene Ontology annotation, molecular function: mannosyl-oligosaccharide 1,2-alpha-mannosidase activity; calcium ion binding. The coding region runs from base 399 to 2162 and encodes 587 amino acids. Gene Ontology annotation, cellular component: Golgi membrane; endoplasmic reticulum.
CCCCCAUUCCUUGACCUACACCCUACCGACUUAGUACCUCGAUACGUCUAGGUAUGAAUUGAUUGAUGUCUUCCUCAUCCCCGGUUAGACGCCACGGAGUUUUCAAUUCCUGACACAUAUUUAUACAUUUAUUUGUAUUAGUAUUUGUUUCGCUAAUGCAGUCCGCACACCCUGACACCGCGCGCUGUCAAAUUUAGCCAGUUUUCCGUCCUCCGUCUUUCUUGGCUACCCACGUAUCUUAAUUAUCUUAAUUCACUACCUUCAUGGUCUUAAUGGUCUUAAUAGUACCGGUAAUGAGUGAAUAGUAUUUCCUAUUGGUUGUUUGGCUGUUGGUUGGCAGGGCUAAAGACGCCUAAAGAGGGUAUUUCAACCAGCAUAACCCAAUUUCUGCCCCCCUCAUGUUGGUGGAAAAUGUUCAAUGGCAGGUCCUUCACCAACCUCACGACGCCAUGAUGGCACUCUUUCGACGAAAGACACGCGUACUCGCUUCAUUAUUCCUAGUACUCGUAUUAUACCUCUUAGUCGGACUUAUCCCCGAGCAUCGCGAUACCCUCUUCGGCUUUACAUUCGUUAGGACGACUUAUAACUGGUCCCAGCAACCGUUAAAGUAUCGAAUAUCGGAAUAUGUCUCUUUACCUACCGGUACACCUCGCGCGCUUCCUAAAGUUCAAUAUUCAUUCACUACCGAUACCAGUCCCGAAGGUGUUGCGAGGGAAGAGGUCUUAGCGAGUCGGCGGGCGGAAGUUAAGGACGCGUUCGUAAAGAGUUGGACGAGCUAUAAGAACGCCGGGUUUGGUUACGAUGAACUCAUGCCGGUAUCUGGGAAAGGGAGGGAUGCGCCGGGCUUCGGCGGUUGGGGUGCUACACUCGUUGAUUCUCUCUCAACUCUCUGGAUUAUGGGCCUAAAGGACGAGUUCUACGAAGCAGCCGCCGCAGCCGUGACCAUAAAUUGGUCUCGUACGAGCGACACUUCCUGUAAUUUCUUCGAGACUACUAUUCGACACCUCGGUGGUCUUUUAGGCGCGUAUGACUUGAGCUUAGAGACGGCAUUACUCGAGAAAGCCAUUGAGCUUGGCGACAUGCUCUAUAUGGCAUACGACACGCCGAACCAUAUGCCACCGUUCUGGUUGAACUUUGACGAUGCCAAGCAUGGUAACCAAGAGGCUGGCUAUCAUGACCCGUCUGCCUCGGUCACGUCAUCGUCGGUCGAGUUUACGAGGCUAUCGCAACUUACUGGAAACAGUAAAUAUUACGACGCUAUAAACCGAGUAACAAUGGUCUUGGACGAAUGGCAGAACAAGACGGCCUUACCAGGCAUGUGGCCAACAUUCUUUGACUUCAAACAGCUACAGCUAGAUAGCGAUAACAGCUUUACGCUCGGCGCACUAGCAGACAGUCUUUACGAGUAUCUACCCAAAACGUAUGCUAUACUUGGUGGUCUCGAACCGGUGUAUGAGAAGCUGUACCGCGGAGCGAUGGAUACGGUGAUAAAGAACUUGCUAUUUAGACCCAAAACGCCGGAUCAAGACGAUAUACUUUUCACUGGAACCGUGUUCGUAUCAGAUGAUACUGGGCCCCAUCUGACCGCAGAGGGACAACACCUUGCGUGCUUCGUCGGUGGAAUGUUUGGGCUCGGGAGCAAGCUUUUCAACAUCCCAGAACAUCUCGAAAUCGCUGAGAAGAUCACUCGGGGUUGCGUGUGGGCGUACGAUGCCAUGCCUACUGGCAUUAUGCCCGAAAUCUUUAACCUCCUCAGAUGUGAGACCCUGGAUCCGUGUGAAUGGGACGAGGACGAAUGGCAAGAUCAAUCGAAUACGCAGUUGAAAAGGGGUUUCACAAGCGCACGUGAUCCACGGUAUCUUCUACGGCCAGAAGCCAUUGAGAGCGUAUUUCUCAUGUAUCGCAUGACCGGUAAUUCCGAGUACCAGGAGAUGGCGUGGAGGAUGUUCCAGGCGAUUCGAAAAGCAACCGAGACCGAUCUGGCCUUCUCGUCGAUCCAGUCCGUCAGAGAUACUGUCACAGUCAAGACGGACUCUAUGGAGAGUUUCUGGAUGGCCGAGACACUCAGGUACUUCUACCUGAUAUUCUCCUCACCGGAUCUUAUUGACUUAGACGAAUUUGUCUUUAAUACGGAAGCGCAUCCCCUAAGACGACCCAAAUGAGCCAUGCAAGCCUCGUUUUAUCUCCAAGUUCGGAGCCGAUCUUCUACACAAGCUGCCGAUAGUCAGCUUACCCGUGUACAUUGUUACGCAAAUCGAACCAAAGCGCGAUUCGUAUCCCUUGCCAUUAUUGUGAAUAUAGCUAGAGAAGCGAUCUACCGUCAUACGGUGUUAUGAAACCGUCUCGAGGAGAGACAUAUUUUCGAAGGUUACGUUUCUA